Molecule: messenger RNA, 1258 nt
Organism: Ostrinia nubilalis (European corn borer)
Lineage: Eukaryota; Metazoa; Arthropoda; Insecta; Lepidoptera; Crambidae
Gene: ArfGAP1
Product: ADP-ribosylation factor GTPase-activating protein 1
Exons: 9
Coding region: 120-1232 (370 amino acids)
Biological process (GO): regulation of ARF protein signal transduction; regulation of endocytosis
Cellular component (GO): Golgi membrane
Molecular function (GO): GTPase activator activity
Source: RefSeq, a predicted model, not a curated record
UGACAUAUACGACAUCCGGGCUCCCAGCUGGCAGGACGUGCUGCCAGCGUUUUUCACUUGAUCCCGUAAUCAAAAGAAUCCACUACACUGGGAGUUUGUAACUUUCACAACUCUUAAAAAUGGCAUCACCGCGUACCAGAAGAAAACUUAACUCUAUACGAACUAUAGACGAAAACCAUAAAUGUUUCGAAUGCGGCACUCUGAACCCGCAAUGGGCGUCAGUGACGUAUGGCAUUUGGAUUUGCCUGGAAUGCUCAGGGGUGCACCGCAGCCUUGGGGUUCAUCUAUCCUUCGUUAGAUCGGUUACUAUGGAUAAAUGGAAAGACAUAGAACUAGAAAAGAUGAUGGUCGGAGGGAACCUCAAAGCGCGUGAGUUCUUCGAGAGCCAAUCCGACGUUAAGCAGAACAUGACCAUUCCUCAGAAAUACAACACCAGAGCCGCGGCCAUGUACCGGACCAAGGUCGCGGCACUGGCUGAGGGCCGACCUUGGAGCCCUGAGGACUAUAAACCGGAGGUGACCGAGCGGCCUGCGGAAUACGCCGCAUCACAGAACUCCUAUUCUUCUGGAGACAACACUUUCCACACUAGUGGAUCUGAUAACAAUAUCAGCUACCAUCGGAAGAAGAAGCUAUUCCCGCGAAGCUAUCAGACCUUCAACACCAGCAUCUCCGAGGACAACAUUAUCUAUCAUGAGUAUGGAAGCGGGCGUUACACCGGUUUUGGGAACACCACUAAGCCCGCCUCGACGCCGAUGUCACCGAUGCACAGCGGCAACGAAAUGGUUGACAACACGCUCGCUUCGCUUGCUUCGGGCUGGUCCAUUUUCACCUCAUCCGUCACCAAGGUGGCUAAAUCGGCCACCGAGAACGCAGUGCGCUACGGCGAGAUCGCCACUCAGAAAGUAUCGGAGAUGGCAUCCACUGUGACUGAGAAGGUGAACAACCGCGGAGGCUGGAGCUCCCUGGGAGGUGCCAGUGAGCUGCGCCGUGCCAGCAACUCGAGCGCACAGCACCAGCCGCAGAGCUACGGAGCCAUGAAGAGCUCCACCUCGGAGCCCUACUCUCAAUGGAACGAACAGAGCCAGCCGUGGAAGGAGUCGGUGACCACCCGUAACAACCUGGAUUCCCGCGACCUGUCCCAGGUCGGCAUCUCCAGCCCGCCGCCCGACAUCAAGAGCAUCACCGUCAAGAAGAAGCCCGACGACGACUCCUGGGACUGGCUGAACAACUGAGCAGGCAGGUCUAUCCAUCUAGAUUC